GGAACUUUUAAAGUGUUCGGACAAUUUUUAGGUAAGUAAUUAAAUAUAACUGGGUGCAUUUUUUUGUUUAAUCCCAGGAUAUUAAAUUGAAAACUUGACACUUGCUGUUAAGGUCAUGAUUAACGGGAAUGUAAUUUUAUUAAAAUAAUAAAUGACGCCGGAAAAAAUUACUAACGAUUUAGCAAUUUGUUUAUUUAGUAUUCGGACCCAGAUCAGAAAAGAGUGAGAGUUGGGUUUUUAAAAAUAUUAUUAUUAUUAUUGUUGCGUUUUUGGACAAAAAUUUGGGUAAUCUUGCAGUUCAGGUGCGUAUAUUAUUUCAUAACAAAUUUCGUGUUAUCGCAUGUAAUCUUACAUGUAUUCUUUAUAAAAUGUAUUCUGGACAGUAUUAGUUAGCCCUAAAACUAAAUUGUACAACAAUGUUAAUGUUGAAUGUUAAUCAAUAACUUUUCUUUUUAGUGAUUUUUACAGCCCCCAUUAGUACAUAGCUGAUAGCGUAAACGAUCUCUCCAUUUUCUUGGUUUUUUAAAAUUCACCCUAGAUGCCAGAUUGCAAUUUUUCAGCUGAAAGCAUAUUCAGAAAAAAUGAAACAAGAAAUACGAUUUAGGCUAUAUUAAAUUAUACCAAAACUAUUUAUUGAUGCUUAGGCUUAACUUUUCAAACUAAAAGCAUGUUCACAAAAUAAAUUAAUAUAAAAUUGACUUGUAUAUUGGCUAGUUUUAGGAAAAGUUAAAAUUAUGACUUCAUUAUUAAACUUCAGUACCGGUUUUAAAUCUCAUUUCAUUCACCCAUGCCCAUGCAGGAGCUUUUGAUUGGAAUUAUAUUUAUACACUCCAUAUAAGUAUAAGGCUAAUAAGGGGGAAAAAACAAUUUUGGGCCCCUAUAAAAAAAAAAGGAACAUCCAAUUAAGUUCAACACUCCUCCUCACCCCCAUAUUUCAUUCGGCUAAAUCCAAGGACUGCUGCCACAGCAUCUUUUGUGUGUUUAUUAUAGUUGCAGUGAAUUAGGGUUUAGGUUAGGUUGAGGGAUCGAUUUAGGAUUCAGGUUAGGUUGAGGGAUCGAUUUAGGGUUCAGGUUAGGCAUAAGGAUCGAUUUAGGGUUCAGGUUAGGCAUAGGGAUCGAUUUAGGGAUCCAUUCGUGAAAUUCGAUAGUGGCUGGCAUUGUUUACUUUUCAUUCUUUUUGUGAACAUAGCUACAAAUACUACAAUUUGAAAUUUUGUUUAGCAUACCAACUUAUACUUAUAGGUGAUCAAAAAUCUGGCAACAGGGUUAAAAAAAUAUAAACAAAUGGAGCUAUGGAAGGUUGGGGGAUGUUCAAAGACGCCUUAGAAAUAAAAUAAAACGAAAAUAAGCGAUUUAUACUUCAAUAUUAGUUAACUAUCACUGCCUGAAUUUAAUUUAAUGAAGAAUACAUGUAAGUUUACACGCGAUAGUACGAAAUUCAAUCAGAAAUAAUAUACACACCUGAACUGCAAGAUUACCAAAUUUGGUAUCAAAUGAAAUAUAAUUGAAUAGACUAUAUGUUUGUAAAAUUAAUUCGUCAGUUUAACUAAAAUAAAAUACACAAAUGACAUUGGCAUAGCCUGUGCCUUUUACUUUUAGUCUAAAGGGACCCGGGUCUGAAUGGUCCGAAUACUCGGCUCGCAGCCAAAGAUUAAAGUGUAGUAGUUACUAAGUCUUCUAAGAGUAGUAAGAGUGAGACUUUAAGUUAGUUACUAUAAAACUAUGGACAGUACUAUGUAGUAAAAUCCUAAACAUCAAAUUUUCAGUAAAUUCACAGAAGAGAUGCCAUGUUUUUUUUCCAAUGGCCGCCAUCUAGGUUGAUAAGACCAGUUAAUUCUGUCACUAAAUACUAAAUCUAAGUAAAUGUAUCCCUAAACCUAACCUGAACCCUAAAUGUAUCCCUAAACCUAACCUGAACCCUAAGUCACAGCAACUUUAACAAACACGCAAAUGACAUCGUGGCAUCCUAUCCUAGUUUUAGCCAAAUUUUCAAAUGAAAGGAGAGGAGUGUAUUAGACACUGAGAUACUCACACAGGCCCAAGCAGGUGUCCCCAGCUUCACUGGGCGGGACAUGUUGUGCAAAUGUCAGACGAUUGCUUGCCCAAAAGAAUACUCUGUAGUGAGCUCAAGCAUGGAAGGAGGUUUGCUGGUGUUUAGAAGAAACCCUUUAAAAACACCCUUAAAGUUUAAAAUUAAAGCCUCACUGAAAGCGUUCGAUAUAGACAUGGAUAAUGGGGCAUGGGAAGAAGGGACAAAAAACUGAGCAUCAUGCAUGGCACUCUCUGUAUACAAAUACGAAGGCUUCAUACAACAUGAAGCCAACAGAACAGCACCUGCAAAGCCUGGGGCAACGACUCAAUCGCAAGAAAAUUUCACACCAGAAUCGGCCUCAUAGGCCAUCUGUGCACCCAUAGCCAAGUUCACAAUUAGCACUUAUAUAAUGAUUAAGGUGGUCAUAGUCAAUUUCGACUGACUAACUAUAUUUAUAUAUAUUAUAACAUAACUAGAAACAAGUUGGCGGAAGAAAUAAUUUUUCCAAUGUAUAUAUAUUUAUGCACAUAACAUUAUCCCAAACAAUGAUAAAUGACAGGCUCAAAACACUAAUGAUACUGCAUGGCUAUAAUAUUUUCAAUCCACACUUAAUUAUUCUUUUUAGACAUAAUCAAUAGGAACACAUUUUAAAUAAAAUUAUUGUCUUAAAAUACACAGCUUUUAACACAGUUUUCUUUUGCUUAAAAAAAAACGGCUUAGCCUUAGAUUUUUUUUAUGUGAGCCAGUUCUCCAUAAAAUUCAAUUUAAAACAUAAUCACAUCAUGCUUUCUCAGUUUUGAUCCUUUAUGUAACCAUUGCUAUUAGACUUCUGACUCAAGCAUUAUAAUAAAGUUCAUGUAAACUAAAACAUAAUGGACAUGGUCAUAUUUCCAUAUAAAACUAAAACAUAAUAGAAAUAAUACAAGUUAGAUUUCACUCCACUUAUUUCUGUGCCGCAAACACAUGGAAAUGUUUUUAAAAAUCUGUCAGUGACUAAGUAAGCAAGAUUUGUUAUUGCCGCGGGUACCGCUAAAAAGAUCAAAGUUCUUUCCUUGUGUGUCUGAGAUUAUUAAGUCUCAGUUAUUUCUAUUUAUGACUGUUUUUUAAAAGUCAUUUAUUUUUAACAAUAUCUGAUUUAAAAAAUUUAAAAUUAAAAAAUUCACCAACGCCCCCUGCGUAAACAGUGGUGUACAGCAUAGCUAUAAUUAUAGUACCUAGAGACUAAGAGAGUGUAAACAUGUUAGCAGACUCAGACAACUGCACAGACAUCUCAUUCAUAGCACCCCAAAAAAAUGUAUUAGCUAUUAAAGUAUUAUGUGAAAUUGCUUGGAGAGCUAUUUAGACUAAGUAGUAGUGCCAUCACCAUUUUAACCACACACAGGCCGUCUUCCCCUUAAAUAUGACCAUGUCCAUAGAAACACACAAAAAAUCCACUAUUCACCUAAGGCCAACUUUUAAAUCAGUUUUUCAACCAUAGUAACCUGUAUCCUACUCCUAGGAAGUUAGAAACUGAAGCUCGGGAUUUCACAAACUUCUACUACGUACUACGGUAAUAAUAUUUACUAAGGCCAGAGUUAUGCAUAGCCCAAUGCACACUACACAUAUAAUAUGCCUUACACAGGGAAGGGGGGGGGGGCUUCAUUUCAUGAUCUAAAAGUUUUCUCAACAAAUCUUCUUUUGCAUGUAAAGAACAUUACUAAUGAUACAAUGUAUUUGAUUUCAGUUUGAAUUCAAUAUGGAGCCUAUAGGUUGCACUGAUGGUAUGAAAUCUGGUUUGGAAGCUUCAGAUGAUAUUUCCACUGAAGAUUUGCAUCAAAUGAAAACUAGACUUGAAGAUGAACUGCAUCACCUUUUGGUAGCCCAGUCAGCAGGUAAAAAAUACUUUCUACUUUUGAUAGCAACUUGCAUUUCAUUUCGUGCACAAAUUGAACAAAAGAAGAACUAAAGGUUUUGCUCAUGAAAAUGUGUACUAUCGUUGAACUGUUUAUUGGCAGAUAAUCUGUAAUCUUACUUUUUUUUUUACUGAGUAAUCAGAAUCAGUUGAUGUAGCAAUUUCCAUUAAUCGAAAUUCGCUCAUUGGCUAUUCGUUGCUUACAAUUAUAAAUAUACGGCAAUAACUUUUUUAUGUACCAAUAUACUUUAGUAUGGGGGCACCAGUAGAUAGGUUACACACUUAGUUUGGGCAUGUCAAAGUGGGUGUUUGCGGUUGACACGCAGAUAUGUCACACUAAAAAUCUCGGUAGUUACAUACCCCGUUUUUAACGUAAAUAUCUUAUAAUAUAAUUCCAGAGUGGAUCUUUCUUGUCCGCCCCACACUCAUUGUGCUCCAUGCUGUGCUCUCGUUUGCUGCUCCCCCCACCCCCACCCCAUAGUACGGUUAAUCACAUAUGCAUCAAAUGCACACCAAAGAACUAUAUGUUUAUGUCAUUGAGUUUCAAACAGAGGCGUAGCUAGAGUGUUUGGCACCCGGGGACAAGAUUUGCGCCUGGGGACAAGAUUCAUUUCAAAGCGCCCCCUUUUCUUUUUUUUAACUCUCAAACCCUUUGUUUUUAUCAAUAAAAUAAUAUCAUCACAUUUUGGCGCCCCUAACUAGUAUGAAAUCAUUUAACUAACACUGAGAGGGUAUCAAAAUAAUGUAGGUACAUAUUUUGUAUUUUAUCUUUAUCUCUUACUUCAUGGAAUAAUAUUUCUGUAAAGAAACUAUAGGUCUGUUUACAUAUUCUCUUUGCAAAUAUAGCUCAUCAAGAAAGUAGUCCUUGUAGCAUUGAAGAACUCACUAGUAGGUGAGUAAUUCAGCUGGGAAAUUUUAUCCAUGCUUUUAAAAAUGAAAAAAAAAAAUCUUUUUUGGAUAUAAAAAUUAUUUCAGAUUAUAAGAUAAGAUAAUAUUCUUUAUUAUCCAAAUAAAUUGAAAUGUUUUUAUCAUUAUAUGGUACAUAUUCAUUUUCAGCACAUAAAUAAUUAUUUAACCAAGACAACAAUUUUCAAGUUCAACUAUAACAAUUUAAAGAGAAGACAUCUAAAGUAUUUCUCUAGCAGUCUAGCAUAGAUUUUCAGCCAUAAAUGAACUUCUUCAGUGAAAAUAAUGACUAAAUUAGUGAUCAUUUGAUGUUUAACGUGUUUUAUAAGUUAAAUUCUCCAACAAAUGCUUACAAAAUAUAUCGGGGAAAUAAACUAAGCCCAUAACAAGGCAAUCUUUUUUAAAUGGAUUUUCAGAACUGCCAACCUGAUGCAAAAAUUUGCAGUAGAGUCCAACACUUUUUCUAGAAAUGAACUUUUAGUCAAAAGGUGAGUCUUGCUGCAGAUAUGCUACUAUUUGACAUAUGAUUACAGUAUAUAUUCUUCAAAUUUAAAAAGUAGAGAGGUUUAAUUAAAUAAGAAGGCUUUUUUUUUCUUCUUUUUUUUACUUUGUUUCAAUUUCAAUCUAACUUUAUUUGAUAUUAUCAAAUCUUUGAUAGAAUACAGUUUGGAAAAUUGCUGUGUGCAGAAAUUUUCAACAGAGACAGUGACAGCAAUGGACAUCUUCAAGGAAUGUAAGGAGAUAAUGAAUCUUAUAUUUGAUAGACAGAAGGAGUCCCAAUAACUGAUGCUGGUUUAAAGUGUAUUUAAUCAAAUAAUGAGCAUUUAAAGCUUUUUCACGUAGCAGAACUAUGAUGCAGGGAACAUUUAAAACUUUCUCACAUAGCAGAACUAUGAUGCAGGGAACAUUUAAAACUUUCUCACAUAGCAGAACUAUGAUGCAGGGAACAUUUAAAACUUUCUCACAUAGCAGAACUAUAAUGCAGGGAACAUUUAAACUUUAAAAAAAACAACGGUAGGCCACCCCUGAUUAAUGUGAGAUCUCUCUUUCUCAGCUUCACCCCCACUGUUUUUAAUUGUACAUAAUUUUAAUGAACUAGUUUCAAUAUUUCCAUUUUAAGUAUGUGAGGUAGUGUUCCCAGUUAACAGAUUGUACACCAUUAUUAAGUAAUUUAUUUUAUCCUUCCUAGUUUAAAGAAAACCCAUGCUGCAACAGAAAUUAUAAGAAUUCACAAGGUAAGUGUCAAGAUUUAUUUCCUUCUACCUCUUUUAAAAAAUGAAAUGUAGGCCUACCGUUAAUGUAAUUGGUAAAAAUUGUAACUUUUUCUAGUGCUUCUGUUAUGGUUGUCUGCAGGAUUAGAUUUCUGGUAACCAGAUCCUUCCACCUCUGUUGUUUUCCACUUUUCAUCUUUAUGAUGUGUUCUUCACUUUUCAUCUCUAUUGUUCUGUACAUCUAUCUCUAUUGUUCUGUACAUCUAUCUCUAUUGUUCUCCACCUUCCAUCUUUAUUGUUCUGUACCUUUACUCUUUCUUUCUCCUGCAGUUUUGUUUUCUUUCAUCUUUCCAAACACUAUUGCAAGCAACGUAGACCUUGCUACCUGCUUUCUUGUUCACUAUUGCAAGCUACUUUGACCUUGCUCCCUGAUUUCUUGUUCACUAUUGCAAGCUACUUUUACCUUGCUACCUGAUUUCUCGACCUUUAUCUCUAGGUACUUUAACUUUUUCCCAUACUCCAGUGGGGUACUGUCCCUUUGUCAUGUAAUCUAAUAAGUAGCAUUAUUUCUCCUCAUCUGCAUAGUCUUGAUGUUGAAUAUUGGGAAAAUAUUGAUCUGACAUUAUAAUUACUUGAUGUUUUAUAAAUAUGCAAGCUUCAUGUCUUUGUAAAAACAGUUUAUUCUAUUCCUCAGGAAAUCUGUGAAAAUCAAGAAAAAUUGGAGGCGCAGAAGUUGGAGAACUUAGGUCAGUUUACUCACAUGCCUUAGCCUAGGGAUGACCACUUAUAAAACUUAGCCUAAGGAUGACCACUUAUAUAACUUAGCCUAGGGAUGUCCACUAAUAUAACUUAACCCUAAGGAUGACCACUUAUAUAAUUUAGCCUGGGGAUGACCACUUAUAUAACUUAGCCUAAGGAUGACCACUUAUAUAACUUAGCCUGGUUAUGUCAAUCUAUAUAACUUAGCCUGGUGAUGUUAAUCUAUAAAACUUAGCCUGGUGGUGUCAAUCUAUAUAACUUAGCCUGGUGGUGUCAAUCUAUAUAACUUAGCCUGGUGGUGUCAAUCUAUAUAACUUAGCCUGGUGGUGUCAAUCUAUAUAACUUAGCCUGGUGGGGUGGUGUCAAUCUAUAAAACUUAGCCUGGUGGUGUCAAUCUAUAUAACUUAGCCUGGUGGUGUCAAUCUAUAUAACUUAGCCGGGAGAUGUAAACCUAUAUAACUUAGCCUGGUGGGUCAACCUAUAUAACUUAGCCUGAUGAUGUCAACCUAUGUACCUUAGCCUGGUGCUGUUAAUCUACAUACCAUAGCCUAGUGAUGUCAACCAAUAUCUAUAUAACUCCGCUAGUUGAUGUUGACUCACAGGACUAAUCUUGCUAAUGUUUACCUAUUUUUUGGCCAUGAUGAGUUUAACCUAUUUAACUACCCUUGUUGAUGUUGACCUAUUAAAUAAUCUUGAUGAGGUUGACCUUGUUAACUAGCCUUGUUGAGGAUGACCUAUUUAGCCUUGGUGAGGUUUUUGGCUGGAGAAGGGGGUUGAAUUUUUUUCCCCUGGCCUGAACUUUUCUGCUGGUGGAUCUGAUUACAAGAGUAAUAGGUUAUUGUAGCAGGUUAGGGAGAAAGUUAGAAUAUUAUCCAACCUGGCAAUGCUCGAUUUUUUCCUUUUUAACCUUCCGGCGUGCUGGUUCUUUUCACAAAGAGACCGGGCGCGAUGGAUCAAUUUGAUAUUGCUAAUGAGUGACUGGUUAAAUUAUUUUAUUUUAGUGAAAAUUUGUCUAAUAAUUAUUUUUUUAAGUUCUUUAACCAACAUAAAAUAUAAAAUUAUCCCCAAUAAUUAUUUUUUUGAAUUUCCUCUAUUCACUUGAUAUUCUUAAAAUCAAACAUUUUCUACCACCUGCCAUUUUAGACAGCCGAAGUAACCUGAAGUAUAUAAGGAUCAGUACAGAUAUCUUGUUUUGGCAUAAUAUAUCAAUCUGAUUUUUACUAUUUAAUAAUAAAAUAAUGUAUCAGUAAGUAUACUAAUAUGAAAAAGUAACUUCCCAGAGCAGACAAAUAAUAGCAUUGUCAAACUUCAAAAAAGGUAACGUGCAAAGGCGUGGUGUAUCAAUUCGAAAUACACACUGAAAGCGCUUACUACACACACAACGGCCUUGGCCUGAAAAGUACAGCUCGCUGUCAUCUCUCAUUAAUGUGCGCGAAACAAAAACGGUUGUAUCAAUCUGAUCAAGCGCGCCCGAUGGAAGGUUAAAAGUAUUUAAAUCUCACAAUACUUAUUUUUAAAAAACCGUUCAAUGGUGUUUUGUUUGUAACUGUCAAAAUUAAUCUUUGACUGAUAAAUCUGUUUAAGAUGUUAGUUAGAUGUAAUAGGUUUGUGCAUUUGGUUAUAAAUGAGAAGAGAUACAAAAUGAAAAGUGCAUGUAACAAGUCCAACAGGAAAUAGUCAUGUCAUUAGCAUUGCAUUUCUUUUCCUUUAUUUUUGACAGUCUUUGUGUCUGACUUUUUGCAGAGCUAAGAAAAGAAAACUUAAGUUUAAUGGAGCAAAUUAAAAACUGGAAAGAUCUACAUAAUAAUGUACCAGCUGAAGUAGCCAGUAGCAGAGAGUAUCAAAAGUAAGUAUAAAACAUAAAACAGUGGCUGAGAAUAUGGACAAUAAUUUCAGCGUAUACUAAAGACAACAGUUGCUCUCAUGACAUACACACAAGUUUUCAUUCCAUCACCAUCAGCAGAUCCUGUUGAAAUUUGAACUCGUACUCCCACGUCCGCUAGUCAUCAUGAUACAAAAUACCUUGACAUUGAGAACAUUUAAGAUUUAUGAAGAUUUAUUGGUCCAUGCUAAAGUUUUUUGGCUGUUAAAUUGCAAGAGUAAUGUUUGUUUUCGUUAGCUAUUAGCAGUGUAGUGGAGUUUUUGGCUGCACAAAUUCUUCUCUCAGUAGUGACCUCAAAGAAGUCAGGCAUGCUGUUUCUGUUUGUCUGAAAUAUUUUUCAAAUUCAAUCAAAUAAAUUUAAAUUUGCAAUGGAAAGAGUUUAAAGUCCUAAAAUCCAAAUGUAUGUUUUCAUCUUUGGUAUUAAAGUUAAAUCAUCUUGGUAACUACUGAUGGUGCACCUGUCAUGGUUGGAUCUACCAAGGGACUUUCGCAGCCGCUCAUUGACCAUUGCCCCUCUGUCGGCUGUGCGCAGGAAAUACGCAAGGUGCAUCGCAUUAGUCACCAAGAGUCAUUGUAUGCCUAGGUGGCAGGCAUGUAGGAUAUUAUGUCUGUUGUCAUGAAGUUAGUGAAAGCAGUGCCUCCCUGUUCUCUCAACCAACGCAUCUUCAAGCACAUGUGCGCUGUGUCAGUAGUGGCAACAUCUUGAAGCAUGUCUUUGUCCUACAGCACCAGAUCGUUUCUUUUAUCAGUGAUAGGGCUUUCAAAAGUUCUCUGGCGAGGGUUGGCUCUGUUUGUUUGGUUUCCUUAUAACAAGGACUCCGCUCCUUAUAAAAACAUUUAGAAUAUCAGCCAAUAUAAAUGAUAAAUAGGACACGUGAUGUGUGGCUUGGCCAAAUUUAGAAAGAACUCUUCUGUUUCAUAAUUGGAGGUACCACUUACAGUAUCAACAUUGCAGCAGCACAUUUUUAAAAAAAAACAUUUGAGCAUAAGUUAAAUGUAUCAAAACGGUUUAAGUGUCAACAUGUAAUAGCCCAGGAAAAAAUGGUUUUUACUAUUUUCUUCUUGCAAAGAUUUUCAAGGGAGUACUAUGCAAUAAACUAUCUCAAUCUCUGAGUACCAUGCAAUAAACUAUCUCAUCUCUGAGUACCAUGCUAUAAACUAUCUCAAUCUUUUAGUACCAUGCCAUUAACUAUCUCAAUCUCUGACUUUCAGAUUGAAGAAGGAUCUUGAAAUGAGGACCAUGGCGGUGACCAUCAACAAGUCCAUCAUCAAACAUUUGAUCCUAGGAAUGGGAGUAGACUGGAGUGAAGACCCUGAGCUUUGUCAACUGUUGUUAGAGUCCAGUGGACCUCUUCAGUGAUGAGCUACACAUGCGAUGACAAGAGGUGAUAUCCUCCAAGCUGAAACAAUCCCCUCAGAUGACAACAACACAAUCAACUUUCAUGUCCAAACAUACUCUUUGUUCACAAACAAUGUACUGAAGUUUGUUGACAUUGUUUCAAGACAUGCAUCUAUAGAUACGAGUCAGCGUACAUUAACGUUAUUUUAUUUGACAUUGUUCCAAGAUUGUGAUUCGGUCUAGACACUGCAUUAAGUACUGUGCCAUAUUUUAAUGUUAUAGAUAUAUUAAGAAUAUGUUUUAGGACCAUAUUGCUGGUGACGUCUGUGUGAGUUUACCAAAACUGUUGCGUUUCAUUACUGCUUUGAACAAAACUUUAUGAGUUGGAACUAGGGGCUAAAGCAAAUUGUCUUGCAAUUGUAUGGCAUUCAUUUCUCUAUCAGUUUCAAUAAAAAACGGAAUCAAAUCUGAUUCAAACCUAAAACUAAAUAUUCACUUGGCUGCUCUCACUGUCACUACUUUCUGCAUGGGGUGCCCAUCAACUCAAUGGUCUUUUGUUUAAGCAUGGGGGCCCAUGAAGCCAUGAACUAAAUGUUCUUUGUUUCAGCUCAGUUGGAUAUCAGGAAGUGGGUCAAAAUUGAGUUGCAAGAUAUGACAGCACAACCUAACAGACCAAGCAAACUGAGAAGAGAAAAAAAAGUCAUCAACAUCACCGUAUUUCAUGGGCGCCACAUGCUUUUUAUAAUCUUUUAUUGCUUUUCUUUGUUGGUGGCUGGCUGACAAUCAAAAUCUUGGUGCCGUUGCAAGCCUUGAGGAGGGGAGCACUAAUUGGGAUUCUUAUAAAGGGCGAUACUUGUUGACAUGUUUUGUCAAAGUUUCAGCCUCACCCCCGCAUUGCUCGAUGUUACAUUUUAUAAAGGAUUGAUACAAAAUAAUUGUUUUCAGGGGUUGUUGAAUUUGUCCGAUGACUGUAACAACUCAAGUUUUAUGGGCCAUUUCUUUUAAACAUUUUUAUUAAAUUUUUGGAAAAGUGCGUCUUUUAAAAAGAAUUUAUUAUAUUGUGUUCUUGUGUACUUUUUAGUUAAAGUGUAUAAAGUUUCAGCUCAUUGGAGAUAAGGAAGUGGGUCAAAGUUGAUACGCAAGAUUUGACCUGCAGAGGCAACUCAAGGUUCAUUGGAGGUAACUUGUGACCCACUGAUCAUGAUGGGUUGUAUUUCUUAGGUUUGGGUGGGGAUGUAAGUGUAAAAAGUUUUAGCUCAACUAAAGAUCAAGAAGUGGGUCUAUGUUGAGCUGCAUUGACACAGACAUAAGCAGACUAAAUCGCAAGCUAAAAAAAAAAAUGUAAAAAAAAAAAGUUUUUUUAAAAUUUUAUGUGCUAUGUAUG
Molecule: messenger RNA, 11404 nt
Organism: Lymnaea stagnalis (great pond snail)
Lineage: Eukaryota; Metazoa; Mollusca; Gastropoda; Lymnaeidae
Source: the annotation of a GenBank genome assembly